This is a messenger RNA of Corylus avellana, 1126 nucleotides long. RefSeq names its product cotton fiber protein. NCBI's taxonomy places the organism in Eukaryota, Viridiplantae, Streptophyta, Magnoliopsida, Fagales, Betulaceae. The record is from RefSeq and is a predicted model, not a curated record.
UCCAACGCCACUAUUGUUUUCUUUUUCUUUCCAUUGCCCACCAUUGUCCUUAACGAAGAAAUUACCUGUUUUUCCUCUCUCAAUUCUACUCCAGAGAAUGGCAUUCUGGUCAAUUUGUGAAAACCAAACAGAAAUGAAAGAAAAUCCUUCGAGGGAAGCAAGCUAGUCCCAUAAGAACCAACCAAAGUUGAAAAAUAUUUCAUUAUAAUUAACAUCCCACCCUGGCCUUUCUCCAGCUUAUUCAAAGAAGACAGUCAUUUUUCAAACAACAACAACAAACCUAUCAAUGUCUCGCUCGAGCUUGGCAAAGAAGCUUUGCCACGCUAAGAAGGCGUGGAAGUGCUUCACCAUCACACUCCAAUCCAAGCUCCACAAGCUCAGGACCUCCAAAGCCAUAAAAGCCGCCACCCGCCGCCUCCUCGCCAUCCGCUCCUUCCGCUUCAUUUUCCCGUUCAAACGACACAAUCUCAUCAACAAACCCUCCUCUUCCUACUACCAAUAUGGCCAACAAUACUACCACCAGCUGGCUCAUAAGAACUUUGCUGCCAUACACAUAGACGAGCUCUAUGAUCAGGAUCCCGUCGCAGGGCACUCCAAGAGCACUUUGCAUGCACGUGCAGGAACAAGCAAAGGCAAAGAAGUGGUUGACGACAAAAGUUCGCCGAGAAAGAGCGAAAGCAUAUACGGGAUUGAGGAUGCAUGGAAGCAGGUUGUUGCUUCGUCGCCGCAUCUUCGAGGAGUGGAUGAUAGAGCGGAGGAGUUCAUCUCCAAGUUUCAUCAAGAUAUGAAGCUCCAGAAGGAAAGGUCGCUUCUCGAGUUCCAGGAGAUGUUGGCCCGAAGUGCGUAAAUUUGAUCCAUAUUUUCUUCUACUUUUCCAUUACAAGAUUGUGAGAGUUAUAUAUAGUUUUUCAUGGGGCUUGAAGGUUUGAGAUUUUUUCCUCCAUAUUUUUUCUUUUUUUCUUUUUCGUUUCCCCUUGGGGGUGGUUUUACAAUUUGGGUACGUAUAUGAAAAUGUAUAGGAACUUUAGACUUCUUGUGUAUUCUCUCAUCGAUUAUUCUUUUUUCAUAGGGCUCUUUUUGGUGAUUCAAGAUAUAUAGAUACAUAUAUAUAUAACGAACGAGUGCU